ACGAGACAAAACCUCUUCAUUCUGUUUUUACAUAAUAAGGGAUUAAUUGUUUUUCUCCUCGUGGCUGAUUUUUUUUUACAUAUAAUCUUCACAGAAACAGGUCGUCCUCCGUGGCCACAAUGAGUUGGGGGGUGCUCUACACCCAGCUGGGCGGCGUCAACAAACACUCCACCAGCCUCGGGAAGAUCUGGCUGUCCGUCCUCUUCAUCUUCCGCAUCACCAUCCUGGUUCUUGCCGCCGAGAGCGUCUGGGGCGACGAGCAGUCCGACUUCACCUGCAACACGCAGCAGCCCGGCUGCAAAAACGUCUGCUACGACCACUUCUUCCCCGUGUCGCACAUCCGCCUGUGGUGCCUGCAGCUGAUCUUCGUGUCCACGCCGGCCCUGCUGGUGGCCAUGCACGUGGCCUACAGGAACCGCGGGGACAAGAGGACCAUGCUGGCCUCCAACGGCACCGAGAGGACCACGAUGACGAUCGACCUGGAGACGCUGAAGAGGAGGCGUCUGCCCAUCACGGGCCCGCUGUGGUGGACCUACACCUGCAGCCUCUUCUUCCGCCUCAUCUUCGAGGGCGGCUUCAUGUACGCGCUCUACUUCGUCUACGACGGCUUCCAGAUGCCGCGGCUGGUGAAGUGCGAGCAGUGGCCCUGCCCCAACAAGGUGGACUGCUUCAUCUCCCGGCCCACAGAGAAGACCAUCUUCACCAUCUUCAUGGUGUCGUCGUCGACCAUCUGCAUGGUGCUGAACGUGGCCGAGCUGUGCUACCUCAUCAUCAAGGCGCUCCUGAGGUGCUCGGCCAGGUCCAAGAUGAGGAGGGCACGCUCGAUGCAGGACAACAGCCAUCUGCAGAACGUGAAGAACGAGCUGCUGCUGUCCACCGACUCACAUUCGACCAGCAAGCAGUGUUGAAGGACAGACAUCCGCAGUGGGGGGGGGGGCUAACCAGAGAAGAAGAGAAACACAGACUGUAACUCCAGCCCCCCAGACUCUAAAUGUAAACAUCCACCAGAAGUUCAAGUUUGUUUGUUUGUUAAGUUUCAGAGUUGACUCAUGGGAAGUUGAGUGAGCUGGCCCAAGGCAAAGGCAUUGUAUGCAAACACUGAGGGAGCCAUUCAUCCAUCCAUUGAUCCAUCGGGGCGUCCCAAAUGAAAUGAAGAAAAACUAAUUUAAAAUGUAAAACUUUCAUUAUUUUAACACUAAUAUUUCGAAGAUAAUAACUAGCCUAUCAAAUGGUCCAAACCCAGCGAGACCCCGUCACUUUCUGAAGCCCUGUGUAGACCAGUGGCAUUAUUCAAACAUAAUUAAUUAAUUCCAUUUAGGCAAUGAAACCACUUUGUUAGGUUCAGGAAAAAAACAUGAUGGUUGGGCUUCAAUGAGCACGUAAACAAACGUAAGGUACGGAAAACAACCCGCCACAAACAUCACCUACUCAAAUUUGGGACGCGAACAACGGUCUCCUGGUUGAAAGUCCUGUGUCUUUCACUCUUAAUACCACAUCAUCGCACUCUCCGAGCGUCUAAUAAUAAUGCUGAUGGAUUCACGUUGUAGUUACUUGAAAAGCUUGAUGCGUCUCAUUCAGACGCUAAAGGGCGACUUGUGCGUCGGUAUCAGACGUCGAGGGUCGGUGACAAAGCGUCGGUCCAGUGCUUCCCCCGAAAAG
Molecule: messenger RNA, 1659 nt
Organism: Anarrhichthys ocellatus (wolf-eel)
Lineage: Eukaryota; Metazoa; Chordata; Actinopteri; Perciformes; Anarhichadidae
Gene: gjb8
Product: gap junction protein beta 8
Exons: 2
Coding region: 120-908 (262 amino acids)
Biological process (GO): gap junction-mediated intercellular transport; cell-cell signaling
Cellular component (GO): connexin complex
Molecular function (GO): gap junction channel activity
Source: RefSeq, a predicted model, not a curated record